Molecule: messenger RNA, 1104 nt
Organism: Cladophialophora immunda
Lineage: Eukaryota; Fungi; Ascomycota; Eurotiomycetes; Chaetothyriales; Herpotrichiellaceae
Exons: 1
Coding region: 1-1104 (367 amino acids)
Molecular function (GO): oxidoreductase activity, acting on NAD(P)H
Source: RefSeq, a predicted model, not a curated record
AUGAGCACGCACCCUGCUGUGGUGACCGUUGGUCCAGGUCUUCCGUUGGAAGUGCUUCAAGUUCCAACCCCGACACCAAUUGCAAACGAAAUCCGGGUUCGGUGUGAAUGGACCGCUUCGACCCCCCUUGACUUGCACCAAGCCGACGGCGGCCUUCUGGUCAAACAUCCACAGGUAUUAGGUGACGGCAUUGCUGGCACCGUUGUUGAAACAGGACCCGAUGUCAAGAAAUUCAAGGUUGGGGACAAGGUCUUUGGCUUCACCUGGCGUAGUCAGGCGGAGAAAGCACACCAGGAAUACGCGGUUGCGCCAGAAUUCCUUUUCGGCAAGAUUCCUCCCAAUAUCACGAUGCAACAGGCGGUGACGGUCCCCAACAACUUUGUGACUGCAUGGCACACCUUCACUAAAGAUUUCGGUUUCGAGUUGCCCUGGCCCAAGCCGGAAGGGUAUAUUCCGAAGGAGAAGGAGUCAUGGAUAUUGAUUUGGGGUGGAAGUUCCAGCGUGGGACAGUACGCUUUGCAAAUCCUGAAGUGGUAUGGGUAUACCAACAUCAUCGCCACGGCUAGCAAGAAGCAUCAUGAGAAAUUACGUGGUUACGGCGCGGCCAAGUGUUUCGACUAUCGAGAUCCAGGAGUUGAACAAGAUAUCGUGGCCUUUAUAGAUGCCCAACCCGCAUCCAGAGGAAUCCAUUUCAUCCUCGACUGCAUUGGCAACCUCAACGGCAGCGUGGUGCCUAUAUCGCGAAUAGUCAGGCCCAAAUCUAGCACGAAAGUCGCGAUUCUCCUUCCCAUCAUCGUCAAGGACGCCGCUGAAGGGGUGCAACCGAUUUACGAAAUGGACGUUAACAAGGCGGCGCAGUGGCCGGAAGGCGUCCAGGCGGUGGGCGUCCGCACGCACUUUUAUUUGGAGAACAAAUUCCUCGCGGAACAUUUGCAAAGUGACAUCAUGCCCGAGUGUCUCGCCAAGGGUAUCAUCGAGGCGAACGAGCAGGUCCUUGUCGAAGGGGAAACAAUGCUGCAGAGGGCGGAGAAAGCGUUGAAAAUGCUCCGAGAGAAGAAGGUGAGUGGCGCGAGACUGGUCUGGCGAGUCUCAGAUGGAGUGUGA